Musa acuminata subsp. malaccensis (wild Malaysian banana) is the source of this 3001-nucleotide messenger RNA. Lineage: Eukaryota; Viridiplantae; Streptophyta; Magnoliopsida; Zingiberales; Musaceae. The record is from RefSeq and is a predicted model, not a curated record.
GGCACACGAAUCAUACCAGAUCCCUGCUAAUCGUGUCACGAUAAAACCCUAAAAACCCGACCUAUCUUCUUCUCUACUGACGUCUUCCUUAUCCCGGCCGUCAAUGGCGAAGACCGCCGCCCGCUCCGAUCCCUCCAAGAAGGAGAAGAAGAAGAAGAAGGGGAAAGGGGCAAAGCGUCUGCCCUCCGGCCCCGCCGCUGCUGCCAUGAAGGCGGCGAAGCCGCCCCCCACAUUGAACCCCUUCGAGACCAUAUGGUCUCGCAGAAAGUUCGACGUCGUCGGCAAGCGACGUAAGGGUGAGGAGCGUCGUAUCGGUCUCUCCCGAUCUCUCGCCGUCGAGAAGAGGAAGAAGACUUUGCUGAAGGAGUAUGAGCAAAGUGCAAAGUCAUCCGUGUUUUUGGACAACCGAAUUGGAGAAAAGGAUGAUACUCUACAAGAAUUCGACAAAGCCGUGUUACGUCUUCAACGUGAGCGCCAGGCCCAAAAAGUAAAGGAGAAAGAAGAAGAUGAAAGUCUAAUGGCGAAGCUAGAUGAAGACUUUAGUAUGUUGGCCCAAACAGAGGCACUACAGGCUUUAUCUCAUCCAAGUAAGAUGAAUGCUUUGAAGGCUUUGUUGAACAAGGACAUCAAGAGGGAGUCCUUAAAAGAAGGAUCAUCAGGUUUAUCAGACAACAAACUUAUUGAGAAAGGUCAUCCUGAUGCUUAUGACAAACUUGUAAAAGAGCUGGGUUCAGAUAGGAGAGCUCAUGCAUCAGACAGGACAAAAACUCCAGAAGAAAUAGCCCAAGAAGAAAAGGAGCGUCUAGAAGAACUGGAGAAGCAACGUCGAGAAAGGAUGCUUGCUACCGAUGAUUCUACUGAUGAAGGCAGUGAUGAUGAUAAUGUAGAAAUACAAAAUUCAGCAUCAAUUAAGAUCAGACCUACUUCUGGGGAUGAUCUUGGAGACUCCUUUUCCAUUGCUGAUGAUGUGACGGGCAAAAAAGGCUGGAUUGAUGGCAUAUAUGAACAAAAUGAUGCAGAUAAUCAAGAUGAAAGUGAUUCAUCUUCCCAGGAUUCAGAAGGUGAUGAAGAUAAUGAAGGAGAUGGUGAUGGGAAAGAUGGUAGUGGUGAUGAGCAUGUAAAUAUAUCCACCAUGAAAGAUUGGGAGCAAAGUGAUGAUGAUGAUGACGGUCUGAAUAUGGAUGGUGAAGAAACAGAGAACAUUGAUGAGAAAGAAGUGGCCAUUGGUGAUAAGCUUACCUUGGAUUUGCAUGAAGUGAAAACUAGUUCAUCUCAUGAGAUGAAUGCUGCUGGAAAUCUGGCUCCAGCAAAAGAGAAGGAACUUCCUUAUGUAAUUGAAGCUCCAAAGAACCUGACAGAGCUAUGUUCCUUGCUGGAUAGCCGUUCAGAUGAUGAAGUUGUGGAGAUCAUUAAUCGGAUUCGAGCAUACAAUUCAAUAAGACUUGCAGCAGAAAACCGGAAGAAAAUGCAAAUCUUCUAUGGUGUUCUGUUGCAGUAUUUUGCUGUUUUAGCUACUCAAAGUCCAUUAAAUUUCAAAAUUAUAAAUUCACUUGUUAAACCUUUGGUAGAGAUGAGCGCAGAAACCCCCUAUUUUGCAGCCAUUUGUGCUAGGCAGCGACUGAUACAUAUACGAACUCACUUCCUGGAGGAUAUUAAGAACCCAGGAAAGAGCUGCUGGCCAACUCUGAAGACUUUGCUUCUGUUGAGGCUCUGGUCACUGGUAUUUCCGUGCUCUGAUUUUCGUCAUGUCGUUAUGACUCCUGCACUUCUCCUGAUGUGUGAGUAUCUGAUGCGUUGUCCCAUAAACUCGGGUCAAGAUGCAGCACGUGGAUCUUUUUUGUGUUCAUUGGUAUUCUCGGUGUGUAAACAAUCCCAGAAGUUUUGUCCUGAGGCUAUAAUAUACUUGCAAACACUGUUAACAUCCUCCAUAGAGUUAAAACUUGGACUUCAACAACAUUCACAGUUAAACCAUCUUAUGGAGAUUAGAGUGCUGAAACCUUGGCUCCACAUAACUGAUCAGACAUGUGCUAUACAUCCUCUUGAUUUCUUUGCAGUCAUGGAGAUGCAAGAAGAGUCACCUUUUUUUGCCACUGACACUUUCAGGGCCAGUGUUCUGUCAUCAGUUUCAGAAACACUGAAAGGAUUCAUCAUCAUCUAUGAAGGAUUCAGCUCUUUUGCAGAAAUAUUCUCACCAAUUUCCAAUUUGCUGCAUGAAGUGUUGCAAAAUCCUAACUUGCCAGGGUUAUUACGAGACAAGAUGCAAGAUGUUCUUGAUUUGAUCAAGAAGAAAACUGAUGAACAUCACAUGUUUAGAAAACCGCUUCAAAUGCGGAAACAGAAGCCAGUGCCAAUAAAGCUACUGAAUCCAAAAUUUGAAGAGAACUUUGUAAAGGGUAGAGAUUAUGAUCCAGAUCGAGAGAGAGCAGAGAUGAAGAAAUUGAAAAAGCUCCUUAAAAGUGAAAAGAAAGGAGCGAUACGUGAACUACGAAAAGAUAGCCAAUUUGUGUCUGGAUUAAAAGAGACAGGUAGGUUAAUGCAGGAAGAAGAAAGAGCAGAGAAAUAUGGAAAGGCUAUGGCUUUCCUCCAAGAACAGGAGUAUGCUUUCAAGUCUGGACAAUUAGGAAAAGGCAGGAAGAGGAGGAGAUGAAACUUAGCUUCAUUUUAUGUCUGGUUUAUAUGUAUUGUUUUCAAGCUUUACAAGGAGUCUGCAAGAGGGUUGUUCUUAUAGCUGAUUCCGAAAAGGGCUUUAGAUUAGUUUGAACUUGCAGAGGUAUUUCCAACCAAAGAAUUGAAGAACUCAAGUGUAUCCUCCAGUUAGGGUUUUAGAUUUGGUUGCUCCCUUUGUGCCAUUCUAAUGCAUAUCUUUACCAGCUCGAGCUUGUGUAAACUUAAUUGUUUCUUAAAUUAUUUAAGCUAAAUUUUUGUUUCCAACAUAAACGGCCCGUAGUUGGCUUCAUUCUGUAUAAAUAUGCAUCAUUCAAGCUUUUAUUUGAGCACUUGA